UUUAUUCUCUUUUGGUAUAUUAAUUUGUUUUGCAUCAGAUUUGUUUUAAAUUGUUUAUUAGCUGAUUGUAUUAAUCCUCUUAUAUGCUGAUUUAUUAUUUUGAUAAUCUUCAGGAAUGGCGUCUUCGAGUAAUGUCUUCAAAUAUCCUCCUCGUCUAUAUGCAGAAGGAAAAUCACCUUUGCAACAAAGAAGCAUGAACCACAAUUGUUAUCUGUCCAAGAUUGGUCAAAUCAGAGAAGGAUUAGGUAUUGAUGUGUGGGAUGGAUUGGAGAAAUCAUCACUAGGUGUGUUUAUCAAGCUAGCUGAACUAGAGUACACAUGGGCUGCCAAGAAAGUACAUCUAUUCCUCACAAAUCAGUUGAAAGUGGAUAACUUUCAUGAGAUAUGGUCUAUGAUUGAUGGUAGACCAGUCCGGUUCUCCUUAAAUGAGUUUGCUGCUAUAACAGGACUGAAUUGCGAUCCAUUUGAUCCGUCGGAAAAGUUUGAAGCUGAUCACCGUGAGCUAUGGGAGGCAAUGAAAGUACCAAUCUCAGAAGGUCCAAAGUUCAAUGAGUUGCGAACUGUGAUGGAUCUUAGCAAGGCAUGGGACUUAAAGGAGAGGAUGAUGGUGGGUAGGUUGUGUUUAUUAUCAGUGGCAAUACAUGGAGUGCACCACGGAUCUAGAUUUCCUUUGUCUAGUGCUAUAAGAGUUCUUGAUCCAGUGAGUUUUGAGAAAUAUCCGUGGGGACGAGUGGCUUUUGAAUGUCUACUUAAAUCGGUUAAGACAGUUGGCUUUAAUAAAGAUGGUUAUGUUAUUAAAGGAUGCGUUCACGCUUUGCUUAUGUGGGUGUAUGAGAGUUUCCCUGGAUUAGGAGAGGGUUAUGGGUUGAGAAGGCCUAUCUUGACUGGUAUUCCACUUCUUGAUUGGCAGUCAACUCGGAAGGAUAUCGACCUAACAGAAUUCAUUAAAAACGAGAAGAAGCUGCAUGGGCAGGUGCGUGUAAGACACAUGAUUCCUGUAACUGAAGAAAACAUGUACCCUCAAUGGAGUAAUGCGGAGGAGGAUAAGGAUUCAACACUAGACAACUUGAUAAAAGACAUCAUCCAUAAUCGAUUGGCUUUAGAUGCUUGGAAAGGUGUGCCAGCGUUUGGUGUGUCUAAGAAGAAACGCAAAGUAAAAGCUACUGUUGAUGAAGAAGGUAGUAUCACACGGAAGGGGAAAAAGAUCAAAAAGGCUGAAUUUUCUGGCGAAGAAAGAGUCAAAAUUCAAAAAGAAGACGAGAAGAUAGUCUCAGAAGAUAUACAGGUUGAUAAGGAUGACAAGAAAGGCUUCUCUGAUAUUUUAUUGAUGAUGGAAAAAAUGAAUGGGAGUAUUGUAGACAUGGGUAAGAAUCUGAGUAGUAGGAUCGAUGACUUGGAGAAUACCUUUGACUCGAGGAUUGUAGCAGUCGAGACUGAUUUGAAGGAACUGAAACAAGCAAAACCAGCUUCAAUACCUACUGCCCAAGUCGCCAAUUCCAUCAACAAUGAAGAUGAAGGUGCAUCGAGUUAAUCUCCUGCAAGUUAU
This is a messenger RNA of Arabidopsis lyrata subsp. lyrata, 1546 nucleotides long. RefSeq lists its product as uncharacterized. The transcript has 3 exons. NCBI's taxonomy places the organism in Eukaryota, Viridiplantae, Streptophyta, Magnoliopsida, Brassicales, Brassicaceae. The coding region runs from base 116 to 1531 and encodes 471 amino acids. The record is from RefSeq and is a predicted model, not a curated record.